UACAAGAAGUAGGUGUAUUAGUUAGCAAACAUCCGUCGAUACUGAGCUAAAAGCUUUAGUUCAGCACAGAGCUAAACAUGAAGGCAGGAAUAAAACACUUUGACCGGCCUGACUGACGACAUGAGACAGCCAGUGCUCCUUAUCAGUCUGUUGCUGGCAGUCCUCCCGGCCAGUGUGCUGACUCAGAACCCGGUGCCGAUUCAGUUCCAGACAGACCCAGUGCUGGUUCAGACUGGUACUCAGAUAGUCUUUACUGUGCUGACAGUGCCUGAAGUCCUGUCCAUGACAUGGCAGUACCAAGCUGUCACUCUGGGCUUGUGGGCUGGAGGAGCUGCAGUGAUUAACCCAGUGCCCCAGUUCCAGGGGAGGGUCACCAUCACUGCCACUCAGCUCCAAAUUGGAGGCGCCCAGCUCCGAGAUGCAGGGAACUACACGGUGAUGGUGACCCCCAUUGUUACCACAGGCCUUGCUACUAACUCCAGAACAGUAAACCUGAGGGUGUUUGAUGCAGUGGCCGGGGUGACUCUGGUGGUUCCCUCAGUGGCCAUAGAAAACAGAAAUGUGUCUCUGAGUUGUACGUGGACUGCUGGGACAGAGGUUAACGUGCAGUGGGGCAAAAACGACGUAGCCAUCAUCGCCGACUCCAGGAUCACCAUCUCGGGUGGUUCCCUGAUCAUCAACCCAGCCACACGUAAUGAUACCGGGACCUACACAUGUACUGUCAGCAACCCUGUCAGCGCCCAGACUGCCUCGCGGAGCCUCACUGUCUACUAUGGCCCUGAUACCCCUGUGCUGACCAAAGAAACCCCAAAACAGUGUGUUGGGAGAGGGGAUGUGCAGCUGGGACAGGCGGUGCGCCUCACCUGUACGUCUAACUCGCUGCCCCCUGCCCUCUUCUCAUGGCAAUACAACGGACAGCCUGUCGCGUCUGACCAGGUGAACAGUGGGGUGCUCACCCUUCAGACUUUCACGACCAAUCAGAGCGGCCAGUACGUCUGCACGGCCAGAAACACCAUCUCUGGAGUCACCUCACAGCAGGGGACAAGCGUAGCCAUCGUAGAUGUAUGUCUCAAUGUAGGGGAAGUGGUGGGGAUUGUGAUUGGAUGUUUGCUGUUCAUCCUACUCAUUGUGCUCCUCAUCCUACUUAUUCUUUAUCUCAGACGAAAGAGGAGGGCAGAGGAGAGGCAAGGACAGACUGUGGUCAUCCAGAACACCAACCCAAACACCAGACCUAUAGCUACAUAUUCACAACCUAAUGGUGCAAGGGAACAACCCCCCCUCUAUCACACCAACACUCAUAGGCACCACCCCGACCGCUUGUAUACAGCUCAGCGCGAAAGACGUGACGACCCACGGACACUACAACCGAACAGCCUGUAUAACUUCAAUGCACGCCCACACAAUGGUCGCACCCACACAAAUGGACUCCUACACAAUGCUAUUCAGAGCACUAAUUCAAACCCCCAUAAUGGCAUUGACAACCCAGCUUUCACGCAUACUAAUGUUCAAAAUGCAAAUACACUGCCAAACACACAGCGACAAAAUCCUAACGCGCCAAACCCCUAA
Monopterus albus (swamp eel) is the source of this 1566-nucleotide messenger RNA. Its product is annotated as carcinoembryonic antigen-related cell adhesion molecule 5-like. The record is from RefSeq and is a predicted model, not a curated record. NCBI's taxonomy places the organism in Eukaryota, Metazoa, Chordata, Actinopteri, Synbranchiformes, Synbranchidae. The transcript is spliced from 8 exons. The coding region runs from base 121 to 1566 and encodes 481 amino acids.